AUGCAUCUAACGCCGUUACUCUCGUUCCUCUUCGCGCUGCUUUCCUUCUCCCGUCUCGCGGCUGGCCUCAAGCUCAUCGAGUCCAAGUCCCUCACGCCCUGCACCAACACCGCUACCCAGAACAACGCCGACUUCACCGCAUCCGAGUUCAACAUCGCCUUCACCCCGGAGAACCGCACCCUACGUGUCAACUUCCAUGGCGUCUCCUCCAUCAAGGGCUUCGUCAAUGCCCGCAUCGAGCUCUUCGCCUAUGGCUACCCGGCCCUCGACCAGCGCUUUGAUCCGUGCAAGUCCGGACUCGACCUCCAGGGCCUCUGUCCCAUGACGGCCGGGCCCAUCGACCUCAUGACCGACUUUGUCGACGUCUCAGACGAGGUCAUCAACAAAGUCCCUGGUAUUGCGUAUAAUGUCCCCGAUAUCGACGCCAAGUUCCGGGCCUACAUCUAUGCUGCUGAUUCUGGAUCAACCAUCGCCUGCUUCGAGGGACAGCUCUCCAACGCCAAAACAGUCUACCACAGAACCGUAGGAUGGAUCGUCGCCGUCAUCGCUGGCAUCGGCCUCAUUGCCUCUGCCAUCACCUCGGGUCUCGGCCACUCCAACACAGCCGCCCACGUAGCUGCCAAUGCCCUCUCGCUCUUCAGCUUCCUCCAGGCUCAGGCCAUGAUCGGUCUCACCUCCGUCACCUUGCCGCCUGUCGUCCAGGCUUGGACCCAGAACUUCCAGUGGAGCAUGGGCAUCAUCCACGUCACCUUCAUCCAGAACAUCUGCACCUGGUACCAGCGCGCGACGGGCGGAACCCCAACUAACGUGCUCAACUCUCCCUCCACCACCUCCAUCCAGAUCAAGAAACGCUCAUUGGAGUACAUGCGGAAUGUUGUCUUUACCUAUCCCAAUGGCCUGACCAAGCGUGUCAACAAUGAACCCACCGUCGGAGAAACUAUCAACAACAUCGUCCUGCGUGGCAUCGAUAGAGUAGCCUACCGAGCCAAGAUGGAGACCACAAACGUCUUCAUGACCGGCCUGCUCUUCUUCGUUAUCUUCGUCACCUUUGUCGUGCUCCUCGUUACCGCCUUCAAGGGCUUCUGUGAAAUCGCCGCCAAGAAGGGCUGGAUGAAGAGUGACAAGUUCCAGGACUUUAGGAACGGAUGGAAGAUUGUCAUGCGCGGAAUCCUCUUCAGACUGACCUUGAUUGGCUUCCCUCAAAUGGCAAUUCUCUGUCUCUGGGAGUUCACCCAGGUCGACUCCCCAGCCAUUGUUGUCCUGGCAGUCGUGAUGUUGCUCUCCAUCAUCGGCUCUCUCGGCUGGGCUGCCUUCAAAGUCAUCAACCUCGCAAAGAAGUCCGUCCAGAUGCAUAAGAACCCAGCCUACAUCCUCUACUCUGACCCUUCCGCCCUCAACAAGUGGGGGUUCCUCUACGUCCAGUACCGGGCUACUGCUUACUACUGCGUCGUCCCGCUUCUCGCCUACAUCCUCAUCAAGUCCAUGUUCAUCGGCCUCGCCCAGAAGGCUCCCUACGUCCAGGCCAUCUCCCUCCUCAUCAUCGAACUGGCCGUCCUCGUUGGUGUCUCUAUCCUGCGGCCGUGGAUGGACAAGAAGACAAACAUCUUCAACAUCUCCAUUGCCGCCGUCAACUUCUUCAACGUCAUCCUCCUCCUAUUCUUCAGCGAAAUCUUCAAGCUCCCAGGCCUUGUCGUCGGAGUAAUGGGCGUAGCCUUCUUCGUCAUCAACGCCGUCUUCGCCCUCAUCCUUCUCAUUCUCGUCCUUAUUGCGUCCGGAUACGCCAUUCUCUCCAAGAACCCCGAUACCCGCUACCAACCCAUGCGCGACGACCGCGGCUCUUUCAUCAAAUCCCACACCCAACUCACCACCGAACUCGACGCCCUCGGCGCCACCGGCCCGCGGAGAAGGAAGUUCAAUGA
Messenger RNA from Trichophyton rubrum CBS 118892, 1919 nucleotides. RefSeq lists its product as uncharacterized. Lineage: Eukaryota; Fungi; Ascomycota; Eurotiomycetes; Onygenales; Arthrodermataceae. The transcript is spliced from 4 exons. The record is from RefSeq and is a predicted model, not a curated record. Gene Ontology annotation, biological process: fungal-type cell wall biogenesis; transmembrane transport. The annotation marks the transcript as partial.